Messenger RNA from Lactuca saligna, 561 nucleotides. The record is from the annotation of a GenBank genome assembly. Lineage: Eukaryota; Viridiplantae; Streptophyta; Magnoliopsida; Asterales; Asteraceae.
AUGAGCAAUGAUGAUCCUAAACUAAUAAGUGUGUAUGCUAUUGGGUGCCAAAUUGAGUUAAUCGAAUCAGUUCAAACUCAGGUUUUCAGUUUGUUCCGGUUUGUGUUGGGUUUCUCGGAAUUGAAGAUUCUAAGGCUUAUGAUGAAUCUGAGGUUAUGGUUCUUAAAGGUGUGUGGAAUCUGUUAUUUCAAUGACUACAACAAUUCCGAAAAGGAAAAUGGUGGUGAUGCUUGUAAGAAGAAACAGAGUUGUCGGAAUCUACUAUCACUACCACCAGAAUCUACAACCACCACCACCGCAACCCUCCACCAUCGACGGACCACAACCUUCCUCUUUUGUCUACAAUCUGAAUACUCCCUCUUUAAUCUCCAGUGUGCAUUCCAACGUUUCAGAUCGACGCCGCCUAGGGUUUCAAACCUUCACCUUCAUCUUUUCAGUUCUAAGAUCGCCAAAUCCGCCACACGCACUAUCGGACUAGAAGCAACUAAUGUACCAAACAGGAUCCUACCCACCACUUGCCCCCUUUCGCUUGCAAAAAACACCCACAACCCACCAGCAUAG